AUACUUGACAACCCUUAACCGAGAGCGCGUAAAGGUCACACUAAAUAAGUCGCCGCUUUUUUCUGCAAUUGUUGUUAUAUUUGCUGACUGAAAACCACCAUUAAAUCAUGGCCAAACAUCAUCCGGAUCUGAUUUUCUGCCGCAAGCAGCCCGGCGUGGCCAUUGGACGCCUGUGCGAAAAGGAUGACGGAAAGUGUGUGAUCUGCGACUCCUACGUGCGGCCGUGCACCUUGGUGCGAAUCUGCGACGAGUGCAACUACGGAUCCUACCAGGGCAGGUGCGUCAUCUGCGGCGGACCCGGCGUUUCCGAUGCCUACUACUGCAAGUCCUGCACCAUUCAGGAAAAGGACCGCGACGGAUGCCCCAAAAUCGUGAAUCUGGGUAGCUCCAAGACUGACCUGUUCUACGAACGCAAGAAAUAUGGCUUCAAACAGAACUAUUGAAGUGCUCUCCGCUACCUCAUACAUUUCUAAUAAAUUUUUAUUGUAGUUUAAUACAUAAACAAAAGGUUUUGAUAUAUGAA
Drosophila santomea is the source of this 523-nucleotide messenger RNA. It is a transcript of the gene Phf5a, whose product is annotated as PHD finger-like domain-containing protein 5A. The record is from RefSeq and is a predicted model, not a curated record. Lineage: Eukaryota; Metazoa; Arthropoda; Insecta; Diptera; Drosophilidae. The transcript is spliced from 4 exons. Bases 108 to 443 code for a protein of 111 amino acids. Gene Ontology annotation, biological process: mRNA splicing, via spliceosome. Gene Ontology annotation, cellular component: U12-type spliceosomal complex; U2 snRNP; catalytic step 2 spliceosome.